CUAGAAAUACUUUAUUUAUUUUAGAGCAUAAAUAAAUAAAUAUUUAAGUAGAAUAAAAAAAAACAAAUGAAAGUUUGAAAAUAUAUAUGUAGACAUGGAUCAUGACAAGUUUUCACUUUGCGAGCGAAUCAUUGGCGAAAUCAAUCAAGUUAUUCAAAAGGAUCGUGAUUUGCUUUCAUUUGAGCUGAUUCCAGUAGAAACAAAUCAGAAUAACAAAUCACCUGUUCUUCAUGUGGAUCACAACCUUGGUUUGGAAUCGUGGUGCAUUAAAUACAUAUAUGAGUAUGCCCACAAAGAAGUUUUGAAAUACAAAAGCAACAUUUUUCAUUCAAAGCAAUAUUGGGAUGUCAAGGAAUUCAUCAAGUAUCUGAAUACUGCUGUUUUGAUCAAUCCUGAUGUUGGGACGUAUUGGAAUUUGCGAAGGUGGUUAGUGGAAAAAAAUCAGCUAAAUCAGACGCGAGAGUUCAAUUUCUCUGCGUUAGUUUUGUCUAAAAAGCCAAAAUCAAGUGAAGCAUUUUCAUAUAGACGAUGGCUGUAUUUAUUUCAAAUUUCUAUUUCAGGCUCUGAAUCGAUCGAUUGGAGCAUCGAGCUUGGGUUAUGCGAGGAAUGUGCCGACAAAAAUAUUAGCAACUACCAUGCGUGGUCACAUAGACAAUGGGUACUUGAAAGAGCGACCGACUUGCUUAAAUUUGAAAUGUAUAAAACGGAAAAGUUUAUUCGAAAACAUGUCCAUGACUAUAGCUGUUAUCACCAUAGACAAAUUGUAUUGCAAAAUCUAUAUUAUUUAAACUACUACGAAGUUGAGGAGAGCAAUUUUAAAGAAAUAACGGACUUGUUGAACGUGUUAAUGAAAAAGAAUGUUACUAGUCAAGAUGAAUUAAUUUCAAUUCUACUUCCAAAUAUUAAGAAAGUUGACAUGGUUGAUGCAAAGCUUAAAUCGUUUCUUUAUUGCAUUAACUUUGCUGCUUCGGACAUCAAAUUUACUGAAGAAUUAAACUACAUGUAUGGAAAAUCGCUUGCCUUUGAGUCACACAGACGAGCGAUGCUGAAGUUCAUUAUUGAAACCAUACGUUUAGCAAAUAGUACAAAUACAAUAACUACUGAUUGUUGGCAGCCGUCGAGUAAAAUAAUCAAAAAAGAGUACACAACAAAUCAGUUUUUAGAGGCUAUAAAAAAUCUUGAAGCAACGCGAGGAAAACAACACCAAAGAUGGUGCAAAAUAUUUUUGGGAUUUAAUUUUGAAACAUAAAGCUUGUAAAUUAUAUUAUUAAUAAAAGCAAAAUACCAAACAUGUUUUGUUCAACGGAAGAAUAUACACAGAAUUAAAUAAAAGACCAUUAGUUAAAAGACCAUUUAGUUAAUUUAAAUUUGAAUAAUUGUUAGGUAAUGAAAUAGAAUGAUUUUUCUAAAAAAUUUUGAAAAUCAAGAAAUUUUUUAAGUCGGCCAUUCGUAGAC
Messenger RNA from Culicoides brevitarsis, 1455 nucleotides. RefSeq names its product protein prenyltransferase alpha subunit repeat-containing protein 1 (gene temp). Gene Ontology annotation, molecular function: protein prenyltransferase activity. NCBI's taxonomy places the organism in Eukaryota, Metazoa, Arthropoda, Insecta, Diptera, Ceratopogonidae. The transcript has 3 exons. Gene Ontology annotation, biological process: protein prenylation. The coding region runs from base 95 to 1249 and encodes 384 amino acids. Gene Ontology annotation, cellular component: cytoplasm. The record is from RefSeq and is a predicted model, not a curated record.